Molecule: messenger RNA, 961 nt
Organism: Cuscuta campestris
Lineage: Eukaryota; Viridiplantae; Streptophyta; Magnoliopsida; Solanales; Convolvulaceae
Source: the annotation of a GenBank genome assembly
AACGAAGAGGGGGAGAGAGAGAGAUUUUUUUUUCAGUUGAAUAUACUGAUAAAAAAAUGGGGUCAAUGGCAAAGAAGGGUUUGCAACAGUACUUGCUACAGCUUCAAAAACAUCCUCUUCGAACAAAGGCAAUAACUGCGGGAGUGCUGUCAGCAAUAAGUGAUAUAGUGGCUCAGAAGAUCACCGGCAUUCAAAAACUUCAAAUCAAACGGCUCCUUCUUAAAGUGCUUUUUGGCUUUGCAUAUCUUGGACCAUUUGGUCACUUUCUUCAUCUAGUGCUUGACAAAAUUUUCAAGGGCAAAAAAGAUCCAAAGACAGUUGCCAAGAAGGUGGUGCUUGAACAAGUGACAUCUUCACCUUGGAACAACUUGCUUUUCAUGCUAUAUUAUGGACUAAUUAUCGAAGGAAGACCGUGGGUCCAAGUGAAGUCAAAUGUGGCACGAGAGUACCCGAAAAUCCAGUAUACAGCUUGGACGUUCUGGCCAGUUGUGGGAUGGGUGAAUCACCUCUAUGUACCCCUCCAGUUCAGAGUCAUCUUUCAUAGUGUUAUAGCCUGCUGUUGGGGAAUCUUUCUGAAUCUCCGUGCGAGGACAGUGGCAUUAAAGAAGGGUUAAAACCAGACUCUCAGCCAUGAAUAAUGUAUGUGUAGUUCAAUGUUACGCACUUUUAGAACGAUUUCCACAAAGCCAUUUAUCGAUAGGGUCGCGAGGACGAAUAAAUUUACAAAGAAUGCAUUUGUUGGUGGAUCAUAUAUGUGUACCUCUACCAUUUUACUUUGUCAAAUGAUUAUGCGUUUAUUUCAUUCGAAUCCCAUUCUUCUCUUCGAUACUCUCGUAAAUGACAAAUCCCAGCUAAUUGUACGACUGCUUUUGGGCGUCUCAGGGAUAGCUGUUGGCAUUCCUCCUUAAUUUUUUUGGGUGAAUUACAAGUCUCUAUUUGGCAAGAGUGCUAAAAUUAUUGU